AUGGCCCCCGUAAAGCAACUUGUUGCGCUGCGCCGAAAGGCCGGUCUGACAAAAGAGGAAUACUGUGAUUAUCACUAUCAAAAGCACGGUGCUGUCAGUACUGCGCCGACUGCCACCGAGACUCCUAGGAAAUACUUCCAGACCCAUUUCAUUGACGCAGCAUAUCACGCGGACCCAACCCAGCACGUUCCCAAUGCCCACCCACCGUGGGCGUUCAGUGAUGGUGUGACGGAGCUGUAUUUCGACUCACCAGAACACCUGAAGCAUGUCUUCCAGUCGGAGUGGGUAGCCCAGAAAGUGGGACCCGAUGGCGCAAACUUUUCGGACUUCAGCGCAGUCCUUCCGAUGUUUGUGAGAGAGGAUACGGUUCCCUUAUCCAUUGCCUCUGCCUCUGCCUCCGAAACACACCAGCUGAAAGGGAAUGCCUUCGUCGCCAUGUAUUUCGUUGCACUACACAGUCCGAGGAAGGCCUCGGAAACAGUAAUCUCGGAGCUGGUAUCGUGUAUAGAUUGCCAUGCAUCACAGGAUGUGCUGGCAAUGCUUGUGAACACACCUGAUGAUACUGACUUUGACCUGGGUUCUUAUUUUGGGGGGGAGCCUCCGGUUAGCUUUCAAUUUAUCUUCACGAUGACGUUGCGUGGUAAAGAAUCGAUCAGUGCCAUCCGCAAAGCCCAGGAGGACUUUGAAGAAAGGGUCCAGUCUCUUGAUCUGCCAGCUACAUGGAUUGGCUUUGGAGAACGAGCCGUAGUGCUAGACCAGACCGAGAAUAUCAAAGUAAGCCGGACCCUCGUCCUGUGUCAUCCCACAGAGCUACAGCUAAUCACGAAGUUGAAGUUUGACCCAAGACGGCAACCUUUCAAGAGGUCUAUAUAA
Messenger RNA from Aspergillus caelatus, 873 nucleotides. Its product is annotated as EthD domain-containing protein. Lineage: Eukaryota; Fungi; Ascomycota; Eurotiomycetes; Eurotiales; Aspergillaceae. The record is from RefSeq and is a predicted model, not a curated record. Bases 1 to 873 code for a protein of 290 amino acids. The transcript is spliced from 2 exons. Gene Ontology annotation, molecular function: oxidoreductase activity.